AUGUGGAACUAUGUGCUGGUCUCGAUCCUUGUCUUAGUCGUUUCAUUGCUCUACCAUUGUUAUUUCAACGGCCCGGCCAGCGUUAUCGUGCACCCUAACACGCAUUACGAUUAUAUAAUCGAAUGGGGUUGUAUUGAAGAAUGGUACCAAACACAUACAUGUUCUUUAAUACACACAGUUGGUGCUGGAACAGCAGGAUGCGUAGUGGCGUCACGUCUUUCCGAAAUCUCGAACGUGACGGUUCUGUUGGUCGAAGCGGGGGGACAUUUCGGAUGGGUGUCGUCCGUUCCAAUUCUGGCGCCAUUCAUGCAAAGGACCGACGUCGAUUGGUCCUACUCCACGGAACCGCAAAGAUUCUCUUCGAAAGGAUUUUGGAAUCACAUACAAAAUAUACCGAGAGGCAAAGGGUUGGGCGGUAGCGGGCAGAUAAAUCACUUGGUUCACUCCUUCGGAAAGCCGGAAGAUUACAAAGCCUGGCCAAAGGGAUGGUCACACGCCGAUCUACUUCCGUACUUUAAAAAGGUGUCCGAUAUCAUGAACGUAAUGUCCAGCCCAGAGGAAGAAUAUCUGGCGGAAGCUUUUCUCAUGGCGGAAGAAUCGUUGAAGUUGAAUAAUGUGACUCUACAAAAAGGGAUGUACACCGUUAAAAGAGGCUCCCGCUGGAGCACGUUUAACGCGCAUUUACAAAAUGCCUGGAACAGAAGGAACUUGCAUAUAUUAACAAACACGUUGGUCUCCAAAAUACUUUUCAAAGAGAAUUUAAACGCGGACGGGAUCAAAGUGAUUUACAAAGAUGGGUCGGUGGGGAAGAUUGCCGCGAGAAAAGAGGUGAUCCUCUGUGCGGGUGUUAUCAACACUCCUCAAUUGCUUUUGCUUUCGGGAAUCGGGUCAGCCGAAGAGCUCGACAAAUUUCAGAUACCAGUGGUGAGCAAUCUGCCGGAAGUGGGCAAGAAUUUGUUCGACCAUCUUCUUCUUCCGCUUUAUGUUAAUCUCGAGGCGAGAGUAAGCAUGACUCUGUACAAGUUACAAACAGUCCCCGAAGUGCUCAAUUAUUUCGUAUACGGAAGAGGGUGGUACGCGACUAAUGGUAUAAUGGCGGUGGGUCGUGCCAACGAUAGCGGUGUCAUGCUUUUUGGAAUGGGUUCUGCCGAUGAAAACAUAUUAAAGAGUCUGUCUAAUUACAAAACAGAGUAUUCUAGUAAAAACAUCGGCAAAUGGUGCAAACUGUAUAAAUUGUUGUGCAGUGUAAAAUAUAUAUCUGGAGUAUGUCUUCUGAAGUGCAUAUAUCUAAAAACCGAUAAUUUCGCGAUUCUAACUAAAUAA
Heterotrigona itama is the source of this 1323-nucleotide messenger RNA. Lineage: Eukaryota; Metazoa; Arthropoda; Insecta; Hymenoptera; Apidae. The record is from the annotation of a GenBank genome assembly.